This is a messenger RNA of Cooperia oncophora, 591 nucleotides long. The record is from the annotation of a GenBank genome assembly. NCBI's taxonomy places the organism in Eukaryota, Metazoa, Nematoda, Chromadorea, Rhabditida, Trichostrongylidae.
AUGGAAAGUGAAGUAACAAAACGGAAUGAGCAGGAGUCAUUGGAGAAAUUGAAAGAAUCCCGUAAUCAAGAAAAAAUGCUGGAGGAAAAGAAGAGGCGGGCAGAUAAGGCUAAGAACAGUGAUGAUGAUGACGAUAGUGAUGAAUGGGUUGAAGUAACGCAUGAUAUGAGGAUGGAACAGGCAGAAAGGGAGGCCAGAGAAGAGCAAGAAAUGCCAGGGCCUGCACUGCCCGAACAUCUACAGGCGCGGAGUCAGAUAGGAUCUAAUAUUAAGGCCAAUUACGGUAAAGAUAUGCUGAAGGGAGAAGCAGCAGCGAUGGCAGCAUACGCAGCCAGAGGAGAGCGUAUCCCAAGAAGAGGUGAAAUUGGACUUUCGUCGGCGGAGAUUAGUGAAUUCGAAAAAGUCGGAUACGUGAUGAGUGGUACACGGCACAAAGCAAUGGAAGCGACUCGAUUACGAAAAGAAAACCAGGUCUUAACUGCCGAAGAGAAACGUUUACUAUCGGGUUUUUCUCAAGAGGAACGAAAAAAGAAGGAAAUGGCGAUGUUGAGUCAGAUGCGCAAUCUUAUAGCAUCGAAACGUGUGGAAUAA